AUGGAAGAAUCUGGAAGCCGCCGAUCGCGUGCAAACGCCCACAGCUCAUCGAGCGAGUCAUAUAAUACACCAACUACUUCAAAGCUACGCACUGUUGUGGAGCCAAGAAUGCUAGACAUUCGGGACCAAGUGGAAAACAUCACCAAUGAGGAACUCGCCGCAAAUGAGAGAGCGACUGCAGCGCUUAAUGGUUCAAAACUGAGACCACUAAAAGUGAAACCGAAGAGCAGCGGGUUCUUGUCACGGAUGAAGGCCUUGAAUCCUACUUCGAGCUCGAAACUGAACAACAACGGCAACGGCGACAGCCAUUACCAUAACGAUCGCGAAAAAUUGAAGACACUUAUCUCCUCUCCGCAGCCAAUCGCCCAGGACAAGGUCAAGGUGGCUGUGGGCAGUGAAGUGCCCAUCUCCGCUGUCAACGCGGGAACAAGAAAGGUCCUCGUAACCUGCAACGACUCGUUGAUAUCCCUCCCGAUUACCCCCAGCACGCAGGCACAGGACCUCUUAAACUCUGCAGCGUACUCUUUGUCGGAGAAUAUUGACCCACAAUCUUCAAUUCUUUUGGAAUCUUUCAAGCAGCUCGGUUUAGAACGACCAUUACGAAGAUACGAACAUGUGCGUGAUGUCUUGAAUUCGUGGGAUUGCGAUGCGCAGAACCAUUUAAUCGUGUCGCGACUGCCGGAUAUGCGCGAAAGGGAGGGCCUCGAUAUCAAGCUGGCUCCUCGUAAGCAGCCCUCGGAAUCCGAAUUCCAUCUUUACCACUCUCAACGCCACGGCAAGUGGGAAAAGCGUUGGGUAACCCUGCGGUCAGAUGGCCAGGUCUCCGUUGCGAAGAAACAGGGCGGAGAAUCCACGAAUAUCUGCCAUCUAUCGGACUUCGAUAUUUACUCACCUACGUCACGGGAGACAGCGAAAAGAGUCAAGGCUCCAAAAGGCAUAGUUUUCGCCAUCAAGAGCCAGCAGAAAUUGAACAUGUUCGUAACGACGGAAAAUUACGUCCAUUAUUUUGCUACCAAUGACGAACAAACAGGGUUAGAAUGGUACAAGGCUGUUCAGCAAUGGCGAAGCUGGUAUCUCGUGAACGCUCUGUGCGAAAGCGAUAAAACGGAGAAAGCAUCCGUCAAUUCAAAUCCGAAACCUACGCGAACGGGAGUUCAGAAUACCAUGUCAAAUGGUCGCCAGAAUUCCGAUGAUUCCACUCCGUAUCAACUCGGAUCGUUCAAACCGCUUCUGGACAUGGAUAUGUCGGCGUGGAAAAUCGAGCCCGUGAGGAACAUCCCUGAGGGUAACGAGCCAUCCAAAUCAAAAGCAGUUUCCUCCCCCGGUCGCUCAAUGCACACUCAAAAACGACCCUUCACAUCCGCUGGAAAGCCCAAAAAGGAGCCUAUCAAUGCAUCAAGUCCUGACCCGUUUUCUUCUACUGGCUUACUUGGCAAAACAUAUAGCGAACGCAAAAAAGCUCUGGAAGAACGCGACAAUGAAACCCCCCAAUACGGCUUCACCGGCCUUGGACUUCUACGCAACGUAGCAGCUGAAAACUCAACACGCCCAGCAAUCGUUUCCAGCAAUCGCUCAAGCCGUCGGAGCAGUCGCGACUACGCAGCACCGCCAAACCCCACCAGCCCCACCAGCCCCAACGGUAGCACCAGCAGCUCCUUCAGCAGAUCCAAAUCGAUCAAGCAGAAACCUAAACCCCUCAUCGACCUCACGCCCAUGUACCAAGAACCGCCCCAGCAUGCGCGGAGAGGCCGCGGUGUCCCCGCAGGACCCGGGCAACCGUUAGUCGAGGCUGCCACAAGCCCUGAAGUACUUCCCGGCGCCAUCAUAGUCCCCAGCGCAACCACCUGGCGCAAACCACAGGCACAGCCAUCACAGCUGCCCACAUCACCUGACAUUACCCACCCCAACCCCAGCCGUGGCGGCGGCGGCGGCGGCGGCGGCGGAAGCGCCCACCAGAAUCGCCCGACGACAUCAUCCCAUACUCCCGGUAUCGGACCCCUCAAACGAGCCACCACAUUCCACAACAGCAAUAUCAACGAACACACGCCGCCAAUUCCGCUAUCUGAAACACCCCAAGCGCAAGCGCACGGAUCCCCCUUCGCGCCCACAGGCCUGCUGGCGCGCGCAGCUACCAUUAGCGCCGCGCGCGGCAGUGCCCGGCCUGACACUGGUCGCGGUGUGGCAACGGGCGAUAGGAAUAACUUCAAGAAGCCAAUGCUGGAUAUAUCGCAGGAUAGCCAGUUUGCAGAAGGGAGUUUGUUGAGAGGGGCGGAGGUUGACAAGGUGGGGAAGGGGUCCAAGGUUCCUGUGGCUGUGCCGGUUAUUGAUCGGGGGUGA
Molecule: messenger RNA, 2337 nt
Organism: Histoplasma mississippiense
Lineage: Eukaryota; Fungi; Ascomycota; Eurotiomycetes; Onygenales; Ajellomycetaceae
Exons: 1
Coding region: 1-2337 (778 amino acids)
Source: RefSeq, a predicted model, not a curated record